This is a messenger RNA of Micropterus dolomieu (smallmouth bass), 2345 nucleotides long. RefSeq names its product tripartite motif-containing protein 16-like. The coding region runs from base 73 to 1761 and encodes 562 amino acids. Lineage: Eukaryota; Metazoa; Chordata; Actinopteri; Centrarchiformes; Centrarchidae. The transcript is spliced from 7 exons. Gene Ontology annotation, molecular function: protein binding; zinc ion binding. The record is from RefSeq and is a predicted model, not a curated record.
UACUGAAUCACUUGAGCUGGAAACGAAACCAGACUUGUGACAGCCCGCCUUUCUCCACACGAUCACAGAGACAUGGCAGGGCCUCGUAUCCCUGUGAGGAUGAACGACCUCUGCUGUCGGAUCUGCAGCCAGGUUCUCAGGAAUCCUGUGACCAUUCCCUGCGGGCACAACUUCUGCAUGCAGUGCAUCCAGGACCGCUUCAAUCACGACAAGAGGAACAGCUGUCCCUGCAGCUGUCCUGAGUGCGGUCAUAUGUUUCUCACCAGACCCCAGCUGAUAAAGAACACAACUCUCGCUGACUUGGUGAGGGACACGGAGAGUCGUGAUGCCAGCAGAGAUAAGAGGAACAUGGAGCAUUCAGGAGCGUCCACGCAGGCCCUGAAAAGACCCAGGGGUUGUUCAGAAACAGGAACUGGAAGCGCUUUGUGUUGGAGGCACAGCAGCUCCCUGGAUGUUUACUGCUGCACUGAUAAACAGAUUAUAUGUGCACUGUGUGCUUCAGCUGAGCACAGGGGACACGUCAUUGGGUCGGUGAGGGGGGAAAGAUGGAGGAAAGAGGAGGAGCUGAAGAACAUACAGAAGAAAUACAAGCAGAUUCUCCAGCAACAAGAAAAGAAAGGGAAGAACAUGGGGAAGGCUCUCGAACAGAUCCAGAAAGAGGUGAGAAAAACACAGGACUACUGUGAGAGUGUCUUUGCUGGCAUCAUCGACUCCCUCCAGAGACAUUACCAGUCAGUGAGGGAGCUGAUCGAAGCUCAGGCGGAGGCGGCAGCAGCUCAGAUUCAGCUCUCCCUGCAGACCCUGCAGGUGAAGAUGGAGGAGAUGAGGAAGAGGAGUGCUGAGCUGGAGCAUCUGGCACAGACUGACAGCGAUGUAGAUUUCUUGAAGAGAUGGCCCUCUCUGCGGAGCCUCUGUGAAAAAGAGCAUCUCCAUCCUUUCCACGAGGUCUCAGAGGAUCCACUCCUCCCCUUUGACUCCACAAAGAGAGCUGUUGAACAGCUCGGGAGGCAACUGGAGGAAUUUUGUGACAAAGGAUUUGCCUCAUUCUCUCAAACUGCUGAAAGUGGAGGGCUGUGGCAAUCAGGAGGAGAGACAGAGGAGGAUGACACACAGCAGAGAUGUGAAACCAGUCCCUCAAAGUCCCAUGGUCUCGCUGAAGUUAACAACACGGUGAUUGAACCAAAUGUGGAGCCUAAAACCAGAGCAGAGUUCCUGCAGUACGCAUGUGUCCUCAGCCUGGAUCCUGCCACAGCUCACGACGACCUGGCAAUUUCUGCAGGAGACAAAGAGGUGAGGCUGAGCACUCAAAAGUGUAAGAGCCCAGCUGGUCGUUACCCGGACAGGUUUGUCCACCGACGGCAGGUGCUGUGCAGGGAGGGACUGCAGGCCGAGCGCUGCUACUAUGAGAUAGAGGUGGAAGGAAGCAAGGCUGAGAUCGCCCUCGCCUACAAAGGAAUAGACAGAAAAUCCCGCACUCCAGUGUCAGCUUUUGGGGCCAAUGCUCAGUCCUGGAGUCUUGAUCGUUCCACACACUACUCUGUGAGCCACAGAGCUGACAGCAUCCAGCUCACAACACCCCCUACUCAUGACAGGAUCGGUGUUUAUCUGAAGUUCAAAGAGGGAACUCUGUCAUUCUACGAGGUGUCAGACAGUAUGAAGUUUCUUUACAAGGCUGAAGCUGAAUUCACAGAGCCGCUGUACCCAGGGUUCUGGCUCGAAGAGAAAUGUUGCAUUCGGAUCUGUGAUUUGAGAUUAUACUGACUGUAAACCACCUGAGAAGUUCAUAGACAGUAGUGGGAAAUUAGCAUUAGGAUUAUUGAGGUAUUUAUCACAUAGGACCAUUAAUGAAUUUCCUCAUUUUCCUCAUUUUUUUUUUGUUUUCUCAAGCUUUGUUGUGUUCUACAUGUGGGGUUGCCCAAUAGAAAGUAUCAUUAAAAUAGUCUGCAGUAGAUCUCUUUGACCCCUCCGGAGCCCCAAACUAUAUGAAAUGGGACAAAAUGAUAUAACAGUGUAUACUAGACUGCUUUGGGUGCAAGAACAUAUAUGUGGAUGAAAGUGGAACAUUUGAACAACAUACCCAUCUGUAUGCAAAAUCUCAUUAUGCUUUUUUUAAUUGUAAAACAGCUGUGAACUUAAGCUGUAUCUCAGUUUUACCUCAAGGACCUCUGCAGGUGGACCACAUUUUGGGAACAGCAGUCUUACAGCUCAUUACUCAAAGAACCAGCUUGUUCUCAAUAAAUCAAAGUUAAACGUGUUAUUAUUUUUGUGUUAUAGUCUGCCUGCUGUUUUUAUGUUUUCUAUUAUAACUUCUGUAUGUUCAAACCUCAGUAAAACUAUUAAACACA